Messenger RNA from Mucor mucedo, 1754 nucleotides. RefSeq lists its product as uncharacterized. The record is from RefSeq and is a predicted model, not a curated record. Gene Ontology annotation, cellular component: cytoplasm; cell septum. Bases 16 to 1593 code for a protein of 525 amino acids. The transcript is spliced from 4 exons. NCBI's taxonomy places the organism in Eukaryota, Fungi, Mucoromycota, Mucoromycetes, Mucorales, Mucoraceae. Gene Ontology annotation, biological process: establishment of cell polarity; positive regulation of G2/M transition of mitotic cell cycle.
CUCUUUUUCCUCAGAAUGUCUACUUUUUUUAUUUACCCUCUUGAUGGAACGCAUGGGAAAGAAGAGACAUCACUUGGAUCAAACGGACUUUCUAGAAUAUUGGAAAUUCCUCUUAGUUUAUUAGACGCUGACACGAACGAACUGUUUAAUAAUAAAAAUGCCACCGAUCAAUUGUUCUGGCUAUCGACAAAUAAUACAGCACCCACUCCAACUUUACCGAGUUGCGAAACUAAUGCAUCCGCAACAACAGUGGAUGUAACCCAUAGUUUUGCUAAUCGAAAACGGUCUAUUGUGAAACGGCGAAAGUCUGUAUUAUCUGCCUCAUUUACAGCACAGGAUGAAGCAGAGGCAAUUAAAAGUGAUAGAGAAGCAACAUUAGCUGCAUUGGAAAGAGGUACACCAAUGCAACACUGUAACGAAGAAGAUUCCAUAAAAGACAAUAUUAUGAUUGAAGACACAGAAAUAGAGGCAGCUCCUGUGAAAGGGGGAAAUACGGAUACAACAGCAAGAGGGGUGAAUGCUGUAGAACCCAAUACUAUUUAUAUUCAACCAAAGGAAGAAGAGCAAGAACAAACAGUAACAGCCAAAGAUUCGGCUAUUGAUUUACGUGCUACAGCUUUAGAACAAGAUAAAAGUGCAUUUACAGAAGAGGAAGAUACCCCUAUGAAAGAACCCAUUUCUUCUUCUUUUCCCCCUUCUCCUACUUUAACUCCUGUAGUAACGAUGACAACGACAACAGCAACAACAACAGCAACCAAAAAAAAGGUGUCUUCUUGGUCACCACGUCGCAUCUUUAGCAGUGCUAAAAAUAAAGAUCCAUCGGGUAAACAACAGGACAAGUUUCAUCUUUCUUCCUUGUUUUCUAGAGGCUCUCCCAAGACCAAGAAUCAUAGCAAUCCUGCUAAAUCCGUUUUGCUCCAUCCUGAACAACAAUUGCAACAACAAGAAGAGAAGGGUGAAUUCCAGUUAAAGAGUCAUUUUAAUUAUACCAGGUUACCUAUUCAUACCGAAAGAGCCAUCUAUCGUCUUUCACAUAUGAAAUUAACCAAUCCAAGACGUCCGUUGUGUGAUCAAGUGACGAUAUCCAACCUGAUGUUUUGGUAUCUUUCCAUCAUCAGUCAACAAAAUCAUGAAACGACACCACCUUCACUCUCGAUUGAUUCUAUUGUAUUGACCAAAAAAGCAUGUCAUAUCCAAAUCCAUCAUUCUCGAAGACAGAGCAAGAAGCGUUCUUCAUCCAACAAGAGGAUAAGAAAUCAUCAAAUUGGCCCUGAUCAUAGUCCUGGUGGUGGUACAGGGAAUGCGAUGGAUGCACUUCAAAAGCAACGUCAUUUAUACAGAAAUACACAAUUAAGAACAAGUAAUUCUAGUUCAGAUGAUGAAGAAGAUGAUGAAGACUCGUUUUCUGAAGAAGAAGAGGAGGAGGAAGAUUUAUUUGCACACAGCAAAACAAGCCAUAAUAAAACAAAAAGAAGACAACAACAAAAAAAUAAUAAUAGUUGGUUAUCUACAUUUUCACCUAAACAACAUGCGGUUUCACGUCAAGAUGAAGAUGAUAUACCUUUAGCUAUGUAUCAAAAAGGAAAAGCUUAGAUUUUUCUCCCCCCCCUCUCUCUCUCUUUCUUUAUCUUUACUCCUACACACAUUUUUAUACACAUCCCCCCCCCUUUGUUUUAGACACAUAAUCAUCAUAAUAAAGAUAUAUACACACGCACACACACACACACAUAUUCAAAAAAAAAAGUCUAUUCUAU